ACAACAUUGGCAUCUGUCUGGACAUAAUUCGAAACGGCCAUGGAAGGAAAACUUGACCUUAAACUAAAUGUUGUCGAUGAAAAUGGGUGUGAAUUAACCGAUAAAAAGCCAUAUCUCUAUCAGACAACAGACACAGUCAGGUAUGUCACAAAACAGUUGAGUUAGAACAACUUUCAGCGAUAGCGAAAGAUGUUCGAACAACUUUUAUCAAUUUGAUUAAAGAUCAAUAUCCAGUAGUUCAACUUCCACUUUUGUUGUAGUGGUUUAUUUUGAUGUUAGCUUUAGGAACCGAUCUGUGAACUAGUUGGGUCAGAGAACAUUUCGAAGUGUUUUUCCCAGGAGGGCAAUUAGUGUUGAUGGAAUGGAUUCUAGUUUACCUCGAUCUCUUUCUUUCAUGCCAUUCGCUAUAAAUUAAAGUUUGCAACGUAAUCGUUUUCUUAAUAACGUCAUUUGCUAAUCAAAAAUUGUAUUACCAAGCCUCAAUUGCAAGAACAAUUAUUCCUGUGCAGUCCAAUCGUUUUUAUUACGUGUACUAAUUCACUGCAUAAGGAGUUUGUUUUGCUGUCUAUCUUGAUAUGAAUUUACGCGCACAUGAAUAAGAAAUCUUGUUGUUGGGAUUGGUUGGUUUUAGUCAUUGCUGUUAAGUCACUGCUGUUGAAAAUCAACCAAUCAUAUCGGAGCAUAAUGCUUGUUAAGGUAGUUUGUAACCAGUUCACGAGAGGAGUAGUUUGCCCUGGAAAUAGCACAAUCUCCAUCGGAAGUGAAUAAAUUAUGGGACAGACAUGAUGACUGAUCAUGGUAAACAUACUUUGAUGCAUCAUUACUUCAAGGUCUCAUCAGUAAUUCUCCUUACUGUCUCUCCUGCAAUUCUCAUGAUGUCAGUAUUGAGAAUUUGUUUCUGGACCUACUAAUAAUUCCUGAAUUGAUGUUUUUCUACAUUCUCAUCACAAGUCUUCUUAAUAUGUAUUGAUAUUGUAAAGAGAAGUUCUGUCUUGGUCACACAUUAGAGUUAAAGAAUUAAAAACCAACUAAUCAUAAUGGAGCAUAAUGCUUGUUAAGAUGGUGUGCAACCAGUUCACCUUAUUGUGUAACAAAGAGGAGCAGUUGGCCAUGGAAAUAGCACAGUCCUAACUGGAACUGAAUACAUUGUGAGACAAUUGCAAGCUACCAUGACUAAUUAAUGCAAACAUACUAUGAUGCAUUAUAAGUAAUUUUAUGUGAAUUCUUCCUAUGAAUUUAGUAUAUGUUCUUGAAGAUAGCAAAAGAGGGGUCCUGAUCCAGUUUGACACACAAAUUUUUAGAAAAAUUCACACAUAUAGCAAACAACUCAUUUUGAAUUUCCAAUUUCAGAUGGAAAGAAGUUGCACAAUGGGUGAAGGACAAGCUGUCAAUCACUUACUCACUCGCAUUUAGUUAUUUUGAUGAUGAGGGUGAUCUCAUAUUUGUAAGUGUUCAUUUUUCAAGUGAUGAUUAACCCUUUACAACUUAACAUCAGUAUGCAUGUUCUCUAUACUUUUCCCUUGACAUUUCCUUAGGUACUGACAAGGAGAAUUUGUGUAACAAUCAAAGCUUCUUAGCUUGGUGAUCACUUCCUUUAUUCUCAUGAACUUAAUGAAUGAUCCAGCAGUGUUACUGAAAGCAGAAAUCAGCAGCUGGUCAUUGUUAAGGUUUUAAGAGUUAAUUACUGCCUAAUUCUGGGCCCUGUUGUUCAAAGCAAAGUUAACCAGCCUAAAAGUAUCAUCCCCGAAUCACACAUUAAGGUCACGAGAAUUGAGGAAAUGAUCACCACAUAAAGAAGCUCUUGUUUGUUAAACAAAUUCUCCUUGGCAGCACCUGAAGAAAUGCAUAGAGAACAGUAUGGAGAAUAUGCAUACUGAUGUUAAGGUGUAAAGGGUUGCCAGUAAGUUAGCCUGCUGGACCUAAUAUUUAGGGGUUAUCCUCCAAGUCCUACCCUGGUUAUUGGGUUUUGUGCUCAGGAAAGACACUUUUGGCACACACUGCUUCUCUCCACCCAGUAGUACAGUAAUCUGCAUGCACAAAGUGGGCAAUACUCUAACGGGCUUCAUGUUAUGAAAACUGGGAUUAGUUAAGUGGGUGUGGACCAUAGACUUGACUCGGCGGAUUACUUUGUUCUGAUACUGAUAGAUGUUGAAUUUGAGUAUUGAUCAAGAUUAAAUAAAAACAUUUUCAUUUGAAUACAUCCCUAUUUCAUAACAGCUGGGCUAAGCAUGGUAGCUGAAUUACUUACAAGCCAUUCAUAAGAAAUCCAUUGGCCUCUGCUGUAAAGCAUGACUAUGUAAGAAGCACUCAUGAAGAAAAUUGAAUUUUGGUAACAUUAAGAUACUGUAGAUUCUUCACUUGGCCUUGUUUUGAAAGUGAAGGCUUUUAUAACUGGGAAGUGGCUUGCUGCUUUUGUUAUUUAGAAAGCAAAUUGCAUACAGCGUUUUAGAGACUUGAUCAGGUGACAGAUUUGUUUGUACAUUCCAUGUCAUUAAUAUAUUUAUAAUAUAGGGAAACACGGAACAAGAAUGGAAGGAAGUGUUGGAAAACAAACAGGAAAAUAAAGAUGGACAUGGAUCUACAAUCUCAAUCAAUAUUCUUCUUUUGGGAAAGGCUGAAACUUCAAGCUGUUGUAAAGAAGUGAAGGCACAAGUAUGUUGGCAAUCAUCCUUUAUACAGUCAGGUGGAAGGCAGAAUGCAAAGGGAAAUAAGUGAACAGAUGCGGCAGCUGAUCUGAGUACAGGGCUGUCAAUUAAAGCCCUUAAAUCCCAAAGUCUGAUUGUUAAUUUUCUCCUCAAGCUGCUACACAUUUCUUUUAAAUUAGUUACAAGAAUUUGGUGUUAGAUUAAGAGAACAACCUCUACCUGAUAAGUUUGAGUAAUCUCAAUGCCUGUUUUGAGGAUGAUGUAUGGAUAUUAUAGGGAGAAGUUACAUGUUAAUCACUUCUGGGAGUUGAAGUUUUUGUCAGAUCACACCUAAGACUGGAAACUAUUGAGAUAAAAUGCUCCUACUGGAUAAAUGAAUUUAUGUGAUUUUUUUAUAGAAGCCGACAAGUUGUUGUACUGGAGUACAAUCUACACUGUCCUGCUGUGAAUUUUUGAGGCCUCUCCCUCCUGACCCAGAUGUAAGCAGUGGUCCACUAGAGAAAAAGUAAGCCAACAAUGUUUGUGGAAAAUGCAAAGGAAUGUUCAAAUGUUCUGGUUUAAUACUGUUCAUAAUGAAGCAAGUACAUACCAUGAAAACCCAAACAGUAAAGUGUCAAUAAAUAUGAAGAUUCAACAUUUCCCCCCCUCCUCACCUAGGCAUUUGAGUAUUUGAAGAUUGGUUUGUUUAAUACUCUGCCCUAGAGGGCAAAAUUGUGUUGAAAUACCCCACCCAAGUGCUGGAUUUGAUGGUCACUUUUUUUAAGCCAAAAUCAGACCUUGUAGAACUUUUUUCUGGGCUAUUUGCUUGCAAAAGUGAACUUUAUACCUUUUAACCCUUUAACUCCCAUGAGUGACCAAGACAGAAUUUCUCUUAACAAUAUUGAUACAAAAUCAAGAAGACAAGUGAUGAGAACCAAGAAAAGUAUAUAUUAGGUUGUUAUUAGUUGAUCCAAUACCAAAUUCUCAGACAUAAGGUCUACAAGUUACUUUUAGUAAUGAUGUCGAUUAUUGUGAAAUUGCAAGAAAAGCAGGAUUUCAAGUUUUUAUCAUUUUCCUCCUCAUCACAACAUGUAUUAUUACUCUGCUUUCCAUAAAUUUAACAUGUACACCCAUUAUUUCUCAUUCUACAUGUAUCAUGUAUCUUCUGCCUUUCCUUUCUCUGCCUCUCUCCAUUCACCCCUUAUUGUGAACUGCACAAUGUGUUUGGAAAAGCCAAAUGCAAGAGACAUACCUUAACCACAUCAAUUUAAAAAAACUUUCUCACAAUGCAAAGACUGAAUUAAAAGGGGUUAAUAGUUAAACCUCUACACCCUAACAUCAGUGUGCAUAUUCGUAUUACUGUUCUCUGUACAUUUCCUGAGGUGCUGACAAGGAGAAUUUGUUUAACAAUCAAGAGUUUCUUUUAGUUGGUGAUCAUUUCUGUUAUUAUCAUGACCUUAAAGUUUGAUUCAAGGGUGAUAAUUUGUAAGGACAUAUUAAAUGGCAUUGUUAAGUGUCAUUUUGUGUUGUCAGGGUCAACCCAGGUUUGCACGAGUACAAGUACAGUGGUGAUGCCCUGAGAGCUGUUGCUUUGCCACUUGGACCAAUUGGUAUGUGAAAAACAGAAAUAUUAUAUGAAAAAUGUUUUUAGUUAUAAACACUUUGUAUUAAGUACACCUUUUGUGAUGGUUUAACACAUAAUAUGUGUGGAUAUUUUAUGUAUUGUGUGGUAUUUGUCCAAGCCAGAAGGGACAAAGAAAAAUUUGAGCAGUGAGCAAAAUGUCUACUUGUAUUAUAAGUUAAACCACUUAAAAGUAAUAUCUUACCAACCUUUUCUGGACUUGCAAAUUUGAUUUGCAUUAUUAGACAUAAAGUGAUUUAUUUUAGAAUGUUUUUGACAAAUAUGAUGAUUAGAAAAUUGUAUUUUCAAUUUUUUGUUAUUAAUUUAUGAUAAUUUAUUUUAAUCAUAUCUUUGAUAUUUUUAUUUUAUUUGAUAAUUUAUGAUAACUUAUUUUUGACAUUUUAUUUGAUUUUUCAGGGGGUGGCUCUAUAGCUUUAGCUGGUGAUGGGGGUCUACGCCAGUGGCAGAUUACCAACACAGUCAAUCAUUUAGCUCAUGUACCAGAUUCAUUCUUCGCCAUUCGGUUUGUAAAUGAUUUGUUUUGGUUCAAGUGUUUCCCAAAUUUGUUGUUGAACUCAGAAAAUCAUAGAAGAAACCAAUCAAAGAGGCAGAUCCAAGAAUUUUUGAUUGGAGGCAAAAAACACAGAAAUAAAUUUAAAUGUCCAUUAAGCCAACUUACUUAAAUAAUAAAGAAAUAUUGCAAGACAAGUAAUAUAUUAGGUUACUUUAUAAAGAAUUAAUUUUUCAUGCAAUCCUGUCAUCGCCAGUCAUUUUACAAAAAUAUUUUUAGUGUUAAUGGUUUUCACAUUUUCACAGUAAAAUAUUUACAACCUAUUUGAAUGUUUCUUUUGUUUGAGAUUGAUGGUUUGAAAAAUUUUUAAAUCAACAAAAUUUAAGCCAUUUCAUAAUUGAUGUAUUUUUUAUUUUUCCUAGAGUGGAGCAAGGAAGCACCAGUAAUGCUGUUAUUCUUCAGUCAAGUACUUGGUACGAUGAGGAAGGAUUCACUCCUGCAGCAUAUGUCACAGACCAUGGUAAUUGGAAGAUCUUUCAGAUACAAAUAUUAGAAAUCUGCAGUCCUUUUGAACAGUAUACAAAUAUUAUAUCAUUCCUUCUACAUGUAUUUCAAAUUUAAUGAGAUUAACUGAUCUGAACUCUACUUUAUUUUGUAGUUGUACCAGAUGGAUCUAAAGAGCUUCUCAGUGAACUACCUGGAGUUAAAACUUUGGAAGUAACAGCAAAAUACCCCAUUGCAGAAGGUUUGUCAUCCAAUAAUGAUUUAUUAAACAAUCAGUACUGAUAACUGAAAUUUUAAGGCAGGGAACCUUUGUACCCUGACACAUAAACUUGUAAGCUAAAUUUCUUUUAGAAAGCAAAAUACAGCCAUAUGACUUUUACAGUAUUUCUGUAGCUUUUCUGAUAAGUAUUCAGAGAUGUGCUCCAGAUUUAGUGUCACUUUACAAACUGAUGUGAAAUACAUGUGAAGGGUCAAAACACUUCAAUUUUUGAGGGAGGGGAGGGCAAAAUAUCUGAGAUGGUUUUUAUGGGGGAAGGGUGGGUCAAUGACUGUAGCUGAAAGGCUGAGUCCUCUAUAAUAUAUGUAUGUCACAGCCUCCAUUUGGACUUCCUUGUUCCAAUUCUCCCAAACCACCCACCGCUCCCAUAUGAUGGGGAACAUCUUUCACCUUAUCUGUGGAUCAUACUACAAAAUAUUCACAUGAUUUCUUUGCCUUUUCUAGUUGAUGUUUUGAGUGAUGAGGUGCCUGUCCAAGUGCACUUAGAGGCAUUCAACCCUUGUGUCCCUCUGGACUCUAAGAACAGUGGAAUACCAGUGGUUGUCUUAAACUACACUGUGACAAAUUCAUCAAAAGACGCUGCAAAGGUGAAUUACUUUUGUAAUGAUAAAACUUCCUCAUAAGUCUGGAGUUAGAUCUGUCAUCACACACCUUGGAAUUUGAGUGGUCAUGAGGAGGUUAUACUGCUUAGUAACAUACACCUGAGAAAGCCAUUAUCUCUUACUAACUUUGACUACAUACUUGGGUAUGGAUUUGUGUUAGUUUAUACCCAGGAUAUCUUGAAUUCAGGCAGUACGUCUGGGUACAAACUUGUGUUAGUGCAACCAGGGAGAUUUCAAAACUAGGCUGUGUCUGGUAUUGUUUGUGUUUGGAGUUGUAGUAUUCAAAUCCUUCAAUUACAUCUCAUAGUUUGGCCAAACAUCUUGGCAGAAACUUGUGUUUACACAGUGAAUCACUGUUAAUUUGACCAAAGACAUCUCAUAUGAAGGCUGUGACCCUGAACUUGAAAUUUUGUCAGAGAAUCACUGAAAUUUUGAUGGGGAUAUCUUAUACUUAGGCUGCUCAACUGGGAAAGGACUUGCAAUACAUUACACUCAGUGUAAAGAGAGGAUAGCUUCUCAGAGUUCAUUGGACCUUUUAGUGAUGAUGCACAUUUGUACUGAUAACAGUUUUUAAUGUAAAUAGACUAAGAGAGAUGGUAAGUUUUAAGCUCUGUGAAGAAAUUGAGAACAUCAGAGUGUGGAAUCCAAAGGUCUGAGGUUCGACUCCUCAUGGGGAUUCAGAAUUUUUUCUUUGUCCCACACUUGUGGCAAGAUGAAAAACAUCUUUCUCUAGUAUUUAAUGUAUUUUACAUGUAGGUUUCAUUACUGGGAUCACUCCAAAACAUUGCUGGCUGGAAUGGACUGGCUCCAAUUACUUCAGAAGGUGUGAAUUUGUUGGAUUGUUUACUUUGCUCCUGUAAUGCUUUCUGAGUGUACAUGUGUGCAAGUGAGCAAUCUUGAGAGGUUGGAAAAAUGCUCUCUGAGCAUCCUGUGACUCAUAGUUCUGUCUUUGAUUUUCUCUUUAUCUGUAAAUCAAUGGUAACCCUUUAUCUUCCUGUAGAGAAAUUAUAAGGCUAAUCUUUCGACAGAUAACAGAUAAAAAGAUAGUUUUUACAGUAACCCUUUAACUACCAUAAGUGAUCAGGAAAGAAUUUCUCCUAACAAUAUCAUUACAAUACCAAGCAGACAAAUGAUGAGAAUAUCACUUAGGGGAUUGUAAAUAGAUCCAAUAACAAAUUCUCCUAACCAACAUCACUAGAACUAUAUGGCAGACAAUAAGGAGAAUUAUAAAUGUGAUCUUGGGAGUCAAAGGGUUAAGAACUGUCAAUGAAGGAUUUCUUCUAGAUGUAAUCUGACAGAUUGUGUGACUUUUUUUAAUGAUUCAAGUGCAGUUGCUGCACACAAUGCAGUUGGCCAAAUUGGUUUGCAGUUUGUGUAGUUGAUGGAAUUGGUGCACUUAGUGCAGUUGUGACAUGUAAAAUUAAUUUUAUUACAGAUUAAUAAAAGUUCAUAAAGAUGAUAUUUUUACAAAGAUAUUGUUUUUUGCACUUCAUGAAUGAAGAUUUUAGAUGCAUUUGUUUUGUGUUGCAGUUGCCUGUGUUGGAUAUGGUGGAAAUAUUAACAGUCUUUUGCAGACCAGGUAUCAUUGAGAAUGGUGUUUAAUUUGUGCUUUCAGAUGGUUAAGAGGAAUGCUCAGACAUAAUUUUUCUUUCAAUAAUGGCCUUGGCAGUUUUUCUGUCAAUCUCCGAUACCUCUAGUAACAAGAUGUGUACCAAAUUUAUUUUCAUAUUAAUGAAUCAUUUGAUAAAAUGAAUGUUUUUUGUUAGUUUUUAAUUUUCUUUUUGUGGAAAUUCAUCUAGCUGUCUGUUUGGUAUUGACAUGAGUAACCCAUCCUUGGAAGAGCGAAGUGCACCAAAUGGACAUGUGUCCAUCUCAGGUACUGUAAACAGAGGUUCUGUGGCAGCCUAUUGCUGUACAAUCAGUCCUUUGAUUUCAGAAGUUCUCAUUUGGUUCAGAUAUUGUGAUGUUAUCACAACCGCUUGUCAAUUCAUUGUCUAUUUCAUAAUUUAAUUUUCAAAUUAUUAUUUUUGCAGUGGUGAAAAAGCCAGGUGAUAAUUUGUCUACAAUGCUUCAAUAUGAUGAUGUGAAAGAGAUGUGGCAAUAUUUUACAUUAUCGGGACUACCCGGGCAAGGAAAGUGUGGUCCCUCUCCAGUAAGUUAUUUACUAUGUAAUGGUCAGGUUAAUUCACACGUAAAGUAAAGGUGCACUGAGCUUUUGAGCCCAAUGAGCUGUCCAGCCAGAGCUUUUAUUUCAAAGCACCAAGUGGAAUGGAGUAUAGUGGCUUCUCUUAGUCAGAAUUCAAGUCUAUGCCCCUUGUUACUAACACCUGCCCCCCCUCCCCCUCCCUCACUAUGGGUCUUGUCCUGUAACCUACUGUAAUCUUAAUUGUAUAUACAGUGUAAUUUUUUCUCUUGAUUUAGAUGGAUUUAAUUAUAUACUAUUAGAAGAGGUGCAUGAAAAAAGUAAUCUUAAGGGACUUUCUGACAGACUCUCAGAUUCUGCUUCCAGAUUUUUCAAAUAUUCCCUUGUAGAACAGGCAGAGAAGAAGAUGUUGUAUUGAAAGUCACAUUAAGAUUUAAUUAUUCUGCACCCCCUUUCAUUUAUGCAUUUUCACAAAGAUGGAGAUGUCUCGUAUGGUUUUUUAUGUGCAAAACCUUUUUAAGUUGUUUGUAUCAUCAGAAUUAAAAGAUCAGGAGCAGGUUUACCAUGAUUGUCUCUUUACAGGUGGGUAAAACUUGGAAUGGAGCUGUUUGUUGUGAGAGAGAAGUCCCACCUAACAGUUCAGAGGUAAAUUUUAAUUUCUCUUAAAUACUGAAUAGGCAACAGAGAAUGUGAGGAACAGAUUAGUGGUAAUUUCAUUUUAGGAGCAACUUGUUUAUGACUGUGAUGAAGGGCCAAUGUGCUGAAUUUCAAAUUCCAAUUGGACUUGGAAACACUGGACAAAGAGCUUAUUCAUUAAUGUACUAUAAAUUGUUAAAUCCCAAUGAUUACCAUUACCAUUAUUAUCAUUAUUACUAUUAUUCAUGAGUAGAAGAUCAAAGUGGGUUGAAUUCAAACCCAGUAAUGAUUUGAUUAAUCAUAACCUAUUUCUAUUUCAGACCUUCACAUUUCUCUUGGCUUGGCAUUUUCCACACAAGUAUGUUGUAUUAGUAUAGGUAAUAACAUGAUGUUGAGUGCAAUUUGGUAUCGAUAAGCAUGAGUACAUUUUUUUAAAGAUGACAGGCAAGUGUAGUUUGUUGUCUUUGAAAAAAUGUACAAUUGCUUAAUUAUGUACUACAAAUUGCAUGGAAACCAUGUUAUUACUUAUUAACAAUUUACAUCGGUGAAAAAAGACAUCACAGCAAAUCAAGACAGGCAAAAUUUUGACAACAUACAUGCUGUACUUAAGAUGUCAAAGGUUGUGACAUUGUAAGUGAUUGCCAAACAAAGGUUACAAACUGGUUAGUAGAUUUGCUGCUAAUUUGGGGAUCAAAACUGCUGCAGCUCGGAUUGUUGAUGUAGUAUGUUGCCAGGCCAGAAAUUUCAUUUUCCUAUCAUAAUAUGCCAUUCAUGGGAUGUGACAUUGUCAUUAAAGUCAUCGUGAUUGACCUCACAUUUUUGCAAUUUGAUGAUUUCUUCCAUUUAAGUUAAAUUUUUACUUGUCUUCUGGCUAGAUAUGUAAACUGGAGCCAAGGGUAUUUUGGUAUCAACGAUCCCAAUACACAGUUUUACAUUGGCAAUCAGUACAGCAAGUUCUGGAAGAACAUUAACGAGGUGAGAGCACUAUCACCCUAUGUUUCAUUUGUUUAAUCCUCUGCACCUUACAUCUGGCUAUUGCUGACAGCCAGACAAACACAGGCGUGUAUACACUCAUAUAAACAUUAGGCAAUAAAUUGUUGGUUAUGCUGUGGUGCCCAUAAGGUGGUACACCUAGGUCCGUUUGGUCAGAGGGGUGGAUAGCGCUAUUCAUCAGAUACAUCGCUAUCCAGCGGAUAAGUGUUAAUAAAAUGUAAUGUGCUAUCCACAGGAUAAAGAUUUAUGCAAGGGAAAGCCUUAACCACCCUGUGAACAACUGGUGCCUCGGGGUUACAGAAUUUACGUACUCCCUUACUGUCUUUUGAACUGAUUUAGUCAUACAGGUGGAGAAUCAAGGCCCUUAAGUGUUUUUUAUAAUUUAUGAUCUUCAAAGCUAAGUUGUUUGUGUUUGGAGGACAUGGUAAAUUUUGUUAACCUAAAUUUGGGCAUAAUUAUCGUAAAAAAUAAUUACACUGUAAUGGUCUAGGCUAAAAAGUUAUAUUGAUUUUCAUUUUGGAUCUUAAAAACUUCACAAAAAUUAGCUUGCGACAACUCGAAUUCCUUUAGAACCGAGCUUGGCAUACAUUUUAUCUUUGUUAUUUAGUUUGUGCUUUUAUUUAAAAUAAAAGAAAAAAACUGCCCUCAUGCAGUGAUGUCGUAAAUUUCACCCUGCUGAAAACUGUUUCGUCAGUGAACAGAGCGUAGCCUAUAUUUCUUUCACCCAAUCUGUAAUUUGAUGCCAUUGUGAGUGAAAUUAAAGAAGAAAUGUUGACGAUGGCCUCCACUGUAUGUAUUUCAGGUUUUGAACUACGCAACUGCUAACUUGGAGUCCUUAACAUUGUCGACCAGGGUCUUUAGGAAUGCAAUGUUUGAUUCCACAUUACCGUGGCAAAUGAUUGACAGUGCAGCUGGACGGCUGUCUGUUGUAAGGUGGGUUUUCAUUUAAAGUUUGUGGAUCGCAGUUAAAGUUUGGAGGCCUAUAGUUAUUUUAACAACGGCUGUAUGAAAUUGGAAAUGAUCGCCUACUACUGCUCUCGAUUAUUAAACAAAUUCUCCUUGUCGGAAAUAUGUAGAGAGCAGUAUGGAGAAUAUGGCUACUGAUGUUAGGGUGUAAAGGGUUAACAAGGAUCAACUAAGUCCAUGCCGUAAUGAUUUGGUGAAGCUCCCUCCUUCCAAUGAGCGCUUCCUCUCUAAUAAGCGCCUCCUUGAAUUUGGUUUUUGCGAAUAAGCGCCCUUAUUGAGUAAGCAUGCACAAACCAAUAGGCGCCCCGAUUGAGUAAGCACGCACAUACCAAUAAGCGCCCCUAUUGAGUAAGCACACACAUACCAACAACCGCCCCUAUUAGUGAGCACGCACAUACCAAUAAGCGUCCCUUUUCCAAAAUGUGCCCCGAUUCUGUUUCAAGGAAAGUACCGCCAGAAAACAUGGAAUUCUUUUCCAAUAAACAUUAAAGCUUUGUUUCGCACAUUCGGCUCUUUCUCAAGAAAGACUGAAAUAAGCACCCUUUUCCGUACAAGUGCCCUCCUUUGAGGUACCAAAAGUGAAUAAGCACCCGGGCGCUGAAUCGAGUCAUUACGUUCAUCAGAUUUAAAGAGAGAUGAAAUAUUUUUCUGUUAGAUCCCCCACGUGCAUGUGGUUGGCUGAUGGCAAUCUUUAUGGAUUUGAAGGUACAAAUUAUUAACAUCUAACUUCCUCAUACAACGCUGAUACAUUAUCCUGCAUGCUGGCGAUGAGAAUAUGGGAUUAAACGUUUCAGUUUGGGUGUAAAACCAAACUUGCUAAGCUAAUUUUUUAUGAGAUGUAAAGCAAUAAUGAAGAAGAAAGACUUAUCAGACACUUGAAGUUUUAAGGGGUGAAUACAGUUUUAAAACUAUCAUGUUAUCACGUGGUCAGGGUGAAAAUGCAAUAAUGGUUCUUGUUGGCCCGCGAGCAGGCCUCAUUAUGAGAGCUUGGGCGCGAGCCUCCCUCCACCCGUGGAAAAGUGACAGGCCUUGAGCAACGCGAGCUGGCGACAGGUCUGUAAGGGGUCUGGCACUGAUAAUAGUAACAGACCCCCGUUAAACCUCUCCUCGACUCGUCUCAUAUAUUCCUGUGGAUGGAGGAACGCGCGUCCUGCAGCGCUAAAAUAACUAUGGCCUUCUCGCAAGCUAGGUUCUUGUUAGGGGAAGUGAUUCUGGAAACUCUCAGCUCCGUUUUACAGUAUGCAAAAUUGAAUUUAAAUUUUGGAGAGGUCGAAGCGUUUGCCAGUACAUUACGAGAUUGAAUCUUUGAACUUGAUUGAAUGUAUAUAUUGAAUUAAAUCUAUAUAUUAACGUUUCUGGUUGUCUUUUUUUUCCCUUCCAUUUUCAGGAUGUAGUAAGGUUGGAGGUGAGUUCUUGUUGAAGCGCUUUUUAAUCGAGUGUUGUUAAACCAACUUCAAAGUAAUCAGAAUGGCAAAUCAAAGCUGAGGGGAAAAUCAUAAGGGACGAACGAGUACAAGCAACCUUUCCGAAGCACGGAUUACCGAGCGUGACAAAAUUGCGACUUGAUUUAGUGUGUCCCUGAUUGGUUUAUAAGGUGGCGCGAGUUUUCUGGACCAAUCACGGAGCGAAGUAAAGCGAAACCAAAGUAAUUCCCGAAUACCAUCGACGCUUAGUUGAAUGUUUCUCCUCAAUUGAAUUUUACUGCACUUCUCCAACACAAAAAUAAACGCACUUUCUAAGUUGUUGGCCACCUGUAAAGGAGAAAGUUGGAAAUUUUUCAUUUUCCUUUGAAAAUUGUCUCUGCCAAGACGCUAUUACUAAGGUGUCAUUUGAACUGCGUUAGUGCUUAUUUGAGGAACUUUGAUACUGAUUUCAUAUUUCAUGUCGUCAGGUUGUUGCCCGCUCAAUUGCACACACGUGUUCAACUACGAAAUGGCCAUUGCAAAGUAAGUUCUGCGGCACUAGAACUGUCUACUUUUUGCGAACGUCUGGGUCAUUUUUGAAACGAUCCCUUUUGAAGUUUCGCGGUUGGGAUUCAUGGCACUCUUCUCUUUGCGCAACCUUUUCACCUUCACUGAGAGUAUGGUAACCUGUUAUUUGUCUUCACAAUGUUUAGUAGAGAUGACGCCUCAAAAAGAUUAGUGUAUUCCAGGUGCCAAUGAUAUUAACUUUAGUCAAAUGUAUCUAACAGUGCUCGUGAAUUUUUUAUUUCUUAUUAGGUGUUUCCCUGAUUUGGAGAGAACCAUGCGAGUGGUUGAUCUGAAAGAGCAGAUAGCUCCCAAUGCCAUCAUACCGUGGUACGGUUUGCUUAAGAUAAAGCACUUCAUCCCUGUAGCGAACCAAUAAUUAAUCGAGUUGAAAACAUGCAGCGAGUGUUAGACGCAAUAACUUGACUUGCGGAAGCGCGGGUGCGAAGCGCGGGAAAAGGUGAUGGAGCCGCUGCUAAGUGCGGGAAAACCUGGAGUUGGUACCAAGCGCGGGAGAAUUUGCAGCCGAGACGCGGGUAAACACUUAGCCCAUAGGCAGACGCAGGAGAGCUGGCCAAUAAGAAAAUGUAAUUGCGAGAAAUACCGUCCUACUCUUUUGGAAGCGUGAAUCGAUUUUAGUGCGGUUCAGAGGUUAGGUAGGACAUAAACGCUCACUGGUAAUUUAAAUAUGUUUAAGUGUUGUUUUUAUAAUUUUUUUAGCCGCACUACUGUGCCUCUUGAGCUUCGACGCUGGUGGAGCUUUUGGCCAAACUACACUGACGUUGACCCGGCCUCUACUACGAUAUGCGUUGAUGGCGAAAUUGGAACCGUGUUGAAAACCUACAGGGAGGUAAAUAUACCACAUACGAAACGAUCUUCUCUAAAGUAAGAUAAACUGAGUGUCGAAAAUCAUCCGGGGUUGCUUAUGUUCAGUAAACUUUGUUCUGUGAUUGGUUUAGAAAAACUCGCGCUUUCUUCUCAACCAAUCAGAUGCAAGUUCCAAAUAAAUCGCGACCUGGCCACCCGGGUUUCCUGCGCUUCAAGCAGUUUGCUUGAAUUCACUUUGAGUUCUUAUUGGUUAAUGACAAUGGAAACCUUUGUUCUGAUUGGUCACUGGGAUAUCUUUGAUUUUAUUGUUUCGACUUUCAGUCUAUUUAUAAGCCAAUAUACAUUUGGCAAAUCUCUAAAAUCAGAUCACUAAAGGCUCAUGAGAGAAAUGCAACCGUGGUCCUUCUUGUCCAUCAUUUCAGGUUCUUCAGGGGGCUCCUCAAAAGUGGUUUGAUGGUUUAUGGCCAGCGGUUAAGAAAAUCAUGGCACGAUGGAUGGGGGACCUAGAUUCGGGAGAUGGUAAAGAAUAUUUUUAAACGCUGUCAGUAGUUGUAUUUUUUGGCUUAUUGAGAAUUUUUCGUUAAAAGUUGUCAUGCGUUUCUUUAUUGACAAUAUUCACUCUGUCGAUGUUUCGUCUUCAUAGGUUUGAUUCGUGCCCCCCAGCCCAAUACUUAUGACACCUGUUUCUAUGGUGUGAAUACUUUCACGUGCUGUCUUUAUCAUUGUGCAUUACGGUAAGUAGCCACCAUUGUUUUAGUGAUGGUGUGAAAACCUUUAAUAGUUAAGAAUUUUCACAACUGACUGUCGAUUAACCGGAACCAAAAUCAUCGCUACAGCCAAUCAGAAUAAAGAAGAGGUUGUGAAGGAGCCAAUGAAAACUCAGUAUAAACACGCGUACCCGUCCUAUAGAGCGGGAAAACGCGGGUGUCUAAGUCGCUGUUGGUUGCAUUUUUUUGCUUCUGAUUGGUUAGAAAGUUGGUGCCAAAGCCAAUGCAAAGUGAUUGACUGAGAGGAACACGCAAGAUUUCUAGACCAGUCACAGUGCAAAGUAAAGCAAACCCAUGGCAAUCACAGACUACUUUGCACACUCAUUAGUGAGAAACGUUUGCAUUAUUAAAAUUAGUUAAGUUAAAAUGAGAUUUUCGAGAGUUUUCAGUCGGAAUAAUUCAGCAAUACAGGAGAAUUUGUAGUCUUUUAUUUAUUUUUGUCUCGAAAUGAAAUGUUGAGCUAUUUUUCUGUUUCGAAAGAAAGGACUUAGCUAUAUAUAGGUGUGUCUCUAUCGCAUCCUGUUGAAUGAACUGAUACUCUACAAAGCUGCUCGGUAGAUUUGUACCAAACUGAUCCAUUAUUCACCGUAAAGAGUUUACAAGCUGACGUUUCGAGCAGUAGCCCUUCGUCAAUCGCUCUGACGAAGGGCUAACGCUCGAAACGUCAGCUUUUAAACUCUUUACGGUGGCCAAUUUAUGUUAUCAACUCAAAUGAUAAUACUAAAUUACCCUGUCAUACUUUCCCACCGACACAGCAUCACAAUUUCUCUAGAAACUUACCUCCUUGAUCCAUUAUUCCUCGUAUUGUAUUAUAGAGCUGCGGAGGAGAUGGCGAUACUUCAAAAAGAAUCGGUACAGUAAAGUUUUUUUUCCCAUUUUGCCAUAUUUCCACAGUUUAACCCUGUAACUCCCAGAGGUGAUUAACAUGUAGUUUCUCCCUAUCUUAUGUAUAUAUUAUCCAGCAAACAGGUAAUGAAAAUACUAAAACUCAACACGAAGAAGUUGUUAUCUUGAUUUAACACCAAAUUCUCUUAACUAUUUUACAAGGAAAUGUGUCGCAGCUAGAAGGGAGAAUUAACUAUCAGAUCUUGGGGGUAAAAGUGUAAAAACAACGCAAAGUUGGAAAGGGAGGCAUUAGGAAUCCUCGAGUACAUGUUACUCCUGAUUGUAAUGAAAAUUUAAUCAUUUUGACCGUGAAAUUACCUGAUUUGCCUCCAUAUCGCCAGGAGAUUCUAGUUUAGUGAAUCUUGUCCCACUUAUUGCCAGUCCUGGCUUUGUUUCUCAGCUUGCGAGCAGGUCUUUAUUAUUAGCGCUGCUGGACGCGCGUUUUUCUUCCCGCGAGAAAGUUUGAGAAGAGUCGGGAGGCGAGAAGUUUAUCGUCUCCCUCCCUUGUGGAACUUUCGCCGGCUCUCGUUUCUCAAGGCCUCUUAAUUUCCCGCGGGCAAAGACACACACGUCGAAGCGCUAAUCAGGAUAAUGGCUUGUUCGCAAGCUAAUGCAUUUGAAAGGUGUCGACAAUCGUUUCAGAUAAGAUCACUUACUGGGACAGCUUUAAACGUUUCUAUUUAUUUUGGGCCUUUAAGGACCUUGCUGAUGAGUACUCCGCCAGGUUCAAACUGGGAAGUGCCAACCUCGAUAAGGCCUGUUACACAAACGGAAAAUGGUACACACAGGUGAGCCCUUUCUCCAGAAGAACUUUUGAGUGUGCAAUGCCCUUAAUGUGACCCAAGAAUGACGUAGCUCAGAGCCUCUUUAUCAGGACGAGGUAGCAAUCCAUUUGGAUUUGUUCUAAAGAAUGCUAGUGAAUUUGAUCAGAAUUAUUUGAUCUUCUUUUGUUUCUUUUUUUCUGUAACUCAUUAUAUCUAAGUCAAGCGUGAACUGUACUUUUUUGUUGGCGACGUACGCGUCACCGUUUUUGCUACGGUUUGGAAGAACGAACCCCGUCUAUUAAUGCUUCAAUGACUGAGUCUUUGAUCCUAGUCCCUCUGAUCUGGAUUAUACAUGGAUACUCCAGCCAAAAGGAGAUCCUUUUUUUCAUGCGCGUGAUGAAUGAACGGGCGCGGCUUCCAUAAGUGCGAAUGUGAAAAGGGGAAAACUUUCUUAAGUUGUUUGAAAGGAUCAAGCGACGACUCCAUAUGAUUAUUUUUAGGUUACCCAUAAUCAUCCUUUACUAAAUCUGUCAUAUCAGAGUGUGAAUGCAUCGUUUCACAUCUGGGGUUCUUAAAGGACUCCUUUGUGAAAAGGGGAAAGAUUUACACCUUCCGACGAAGUGAGCCCGUACAAAAUUUAUUGAUCACAGCCAUUCCUCCCUUUCCACUAAACCUCAUGUGUUAAUUGUAUCCGGUAUUGUUUUGUAGGUGCUGGAUCCAAAGAAUCCAAAAGCGGAAAUUGCUGACGGUAGGGUGCCUUUUUAGUGUAAUUUUUGAGUGAGGCGGAUGAAGUGAGAAAGUAUUGCGUGACAAUAUUACAUAAGUAAUGGACUUGACGCUUGAACAUUUUUAUUUUUAGGAACGUUCAUUGAUUGUUUGCUUGGCCAGUGGUGGGCAAAUGUUUUGCAGCUCGGUGAUAUUUUACCAAAGGAGCAUGUCAUGUCUACUUUGGAGUACAUUUACUCUAGCAAUCACGUGGAUUCGUUUAAUCCAGGUAUGGCAAAUUGUAUUCGAUGAAGAUGGUUCUCUCGUUCAGGUUUUCUUUUGUUUCUAGCGCGACGUGCGUCUGCUAAAAUUCAUGGGCAGUCUUCCUAAUAACCGCUCUUUGAAAUGUCACGCAACGCUGCUAGAAGAAGAGCUGAGAGGAGUGUUGCGUGACAUUUUUAAGAACGGCUACGAAGGAUGAAUCCUUCCGGUCAGGUGAACAGUGGUACUAAUAAAAUCAAUAUUAAUACUAAUAAUAAUGGUAGUAAUGGUCAUAAUAAUUAACGGUUAAUUCAAAUAUUAGAAUAAAAUUUAUCCUGGCUUAAGAUAUAGAACCCUAAAAACUGUAAAAUAUUUUGAAGACGUUUUGACGUGGUUUCACGUCAAUAUAAAGUCAAGAGUAAAAAUGACAAAUGAAAAUAUUUCGUUUUAUGUCAGAUUAAGUAACGUUAUAUUUUAAUUAUGUCUAUCAGCGGACCAGAAUCCCCGGAAGUUCUUCGAUCAGCGAGACGCCGGACUCUACAUUUGUCGAUGGCCUGGAUCGCCUCCAGAAAAUCCCUUCCGGUACAGUAGUGAGGUUAGUGGUGCAUUUCAUCUAAAUUAUGUCCAAUUCAUGCUUGUCAGUUUCAAUGGGUGUAGAAACCUUCGUUUAUAUAACUGCUUUAUCUUCUUGUCACGCAAUGAGCUGUUGGCGUUGGGAACAUGCUCACUCGGAGAGGGUCGAUUUAGCUAUGCAGGCUACCAUCCUCAGCACUCUACACAUUAGAGACGCAAUCGUUUCUACCAGUGUCACGCUAACGCAUUCGUAACUUAGAAUACACAAAGAUUGAAACGAUGAAGUGUUUGUCCUCAGAUGAAAUCUAAUGUAUUUUAUAUUUCCUUUUUCGCUUUAUAAGGGAGCCUGGACUAGUUUGGAGUACGAAUUUGCCCAGUUAUGUUUGAAUCAGUUAAUGGUCAGCACAGCACUCGAUGGUAUUGACAGUCUCUCUGUCUUUUUUGUUUGUGCGUUUGUUCGUCCAUAGAGUGUCUUAUUUUAGGAUGUUUGACUUUACAUUCCUCCCAUCUCCUUUUGUUUAAGAUUCUUUUGUUCACGUUACACCUUUUCUGGUUUAGUUUUGACCGACACCCGUGAAAAGUAUGACGGCACUCGGCGCAGUCCUUGGAACGAGAUUGAGUGUGGCGACCAUUAUAUUCGCCCAAUGGCAGCUUUUACCUUUUUUGAGUUCGCCUCAGGUCAGGUAAGGAGCACUUCGCUAUCAGUAGCUCUUAAUUAUGAUAUUGACAUCCAGUGCUUGUGUUGUAAGCUUUUGCUCGUGUGCGUGGGGGUUUUGUGUGCCCCUUUCAUGGAACGUGCAGCGGUGAAGCAAUGGUUAUGAGACAAUGAGCGAGGUUUAAUUAAUGUUUUAACUUUGCAGCGGGGACAUUUACAAGGGAAGCACAUGCGAUUUGAAUUCUAAAUCGCUUUGUUCCUGCUUGAUGAUUGUUUAAAAAAGUUUUUAAGUACUCUAGGGGGACACUUCUAUCUGCUCUGGGAUUUUCCAUAAAACAGUGAGGACGUCACGACUCGACGUCACCUGAGCUGAGCUGAGCUGAGCUAACCAAGAUUAUUGCGACCUCAAAUUGAUAAGAAUAAGAUGAUAUGGAUUGAAAAUGUGGCUUCCUAAACCUUUAACUCCUAAGAGCGACUAGCGUCUAAUUUCUCCAUACAAUAUCAGCCUUGAAUCAAACAGUAACGUCACGAGAAUAAAGGAAAUGAUCACCAACUAAGGAAGCUUUUUUGAUUGUUAAACAAAUUCUCCUUGUCAAUACCUGUGGAAAGCUGUAGAGAACUGUAUGGAGAAUAUGCAUACUGAGAUUAGGGUGUGAAGGGUUAAAAAAUCACGAUUGAACGUAAGUCUUCACUUUUUCUUGAAUUAUUUUUUUACCAGACUUGGAAGUUGUCCGAGGUUGGGAAUCCUUUGAUCAGCCUUGGGUUUGCACCGCGAAUCAAUCCGUCAGACUUCUGUGGCUUUUUUAUCACUGCCACUGCUUGGGGUCAGUUUAAACAGAAGGGAGAUGAAGAAAUGAGAGAUGGAACUGCUGAGGUAAAAUAUUAUGAUUUUUUUUGUGUGAAGUUUUUUUUCUUUGCCUUACUGAACAUAAAGGAGGGUUGAAAUAGACACAGUUUUGCGCCGAUGUUGUUUCGUAUUCACGCUACAGAAUACAAACAUUGUUUGUGUUUGCAAUGCCAGUGAAUUUUAGCCUUCAGUAUCCACUUUGAAAUAUUUCAGACUCUUUUGUUUGUUUUCCAGCUUUGUGUUCAUCAUGGAGAACUAAGCCUAUCACAGUUCACUCUCAAGUCACGUGCCUCCUCUGCCUUGGCGCGCAUGGCAGGAGGAAGUGACGAGUUGCUGGUCACAACAGUGGCUCAGGUACAACAUCUUUCUUUUGCGAAAACAAACUCUAAAGACCGUAAAACGCUACAGGACUGUUAAAUUAAGUUUAUUGUGAAUUUUGUUUUAUUAGGACGCUGAACAGCUUUCAAUUACCUUCGAUUCUUGUGGAAUUUUGCUCAAAGCUGGCGAGAGCCUGCAUGUAACACUUUCAGGUAUGCUUUUUUUGUAUCUACUUCGCCAUUUAGACGGUGUUUGCGUCGUUCAUAUUAAUCAAUCAGCAAAGACUUCAACCCAGUAA
Molecule: messenger RNA, 19745 nt
Organism: Pocillopora meandrina
Lineage: Eukaryota; Metazoa; Cnidaria; Anthozoa; Scleractinia; Pocilloporidae
Source: the annotation of a GenBank genome assembly